This is a messenger RNA of Gastrolobium bilobum, 1351 nucleotides long. RefSeq names its product L-galactose dehydrogenase. Gene Ontology annotation, molecular function: L-galactose dehydrogenase activity. Bases 14 to 1015 code for a protein of 333 amino acids. NCBI's taxonomy places the organism in Eukaryota, Viridiplantae, Streptophyta, Magnoliopsida, Fabales, Fabaceae. The record is from RefSeq and is a predicted model, not a curated record. Gene Ontology annotation, cellular component: cytosol. The transcript has 4 exons. Gene Ontology annotation, biological process: L-ascorbic acid biosynthetic process.
CGAUGAAUAUCACAUGAGUGUGGUUCCAAAACUCACUCUCAUUCAUUCACAAAUGGCAUCAAAAUUGGAGGUUCGGGAGCUUGGGAAAACCGGACUCAAGCUCAGUUGUGUCGGGUUCGGAGCCUCCCCUCUCGGCCACGUCUUCGGCUCUGUUCCCGAGGAAGAAGCCAUUGCUUCUGUUCGCCAUGCCUUUCAAUCCGGCAUCAAUUUCUUCGACACUUCACCGUAUUAUGGAGGGACAGUGUCAGAGAGAGAGUUGGGGAAAGCGUUAAAGGCUCUUUGUGUUCCAAGAAAUGAAUAUAUUGUAGCAACCAAGUGUGGACGCUAUAAGGAGGGUUUUGAUUUCAGUGCAGAAAGAGUAACUAGAAGCAUAGAAGAGAGCUUGGAAAGGUUGCAGCUUGAUUAUGUUGAUAUAUUGCAAUGCCAUGAUAUUGAAUUUGGGUCAUUAGACCAGAUUGUGAAUGAAACCAUUCCAGCACUUUUGAAACUUAAGAAAGCUGGGAAAACUCGUUUCAUUGGCAUUACUGGACUCCCUUUGGGAAUAUUUACUUACGUGCUUGAUAGGGUUCCACCUGGUACAUUGGAUGUAGUGUUAUCAUAUUGUCAUUACUGUAUUAAUGAUUCAACCUUGGAGGAUAUUGUGCCUUACUUAAAGGCCAAAGGUGUUGGUAUUAUCAAUGCUUCUCCACUAGCAAUGGGCCUCCUCACUGAGACUGGUCCUCCUGAGUGGCAUCCAGCUUCACCAGAACUCAAGUCUGCAUGUCAAGCUGCUGCUACCUGUUGUAAAGAAAAGGGAAAAAACAUUUCGAAGUUAGCAAUGCAGUACAGCUUAUUAAAUAAGGAAAUCACAUCAGUGCUUGUUGGCAUCAGAUCUGUCGAACAGGUGGAGGCAAAUGUUGCUGCUGCAAGAGAACUUGCAGCUUCUGGGAUCGAUGAAGAGGCUCUGUCAGAAGUUGGAGCCAUUUUAAAGCCGGUUAAGAAUCAGACAUGGCCUAGUGGAAUCCAGCAGAGCUGAUGCUUUUCUCGACUGCCUGGUAUUGCCUAUGAAGACACCCCGCCGUUGGCCCAUUCCUGCUGUUGAGAAUGUUCUUUACUCCUAUUCAAUAAAAGAAAUUGCUUUUACAGAUGCUAAGAUUCACUAUUUAAGUUGUUUUUGCUGUAUCUUCUAGAGUGUAUCCAAUACAUUUCUUACCACAUGUGAUGUUUCAAUGAUCAUCAUCUCCAGCUACCAGAGAGUAAGGGCCCAUGGGCACCAAGUAUAUAUACAAGCCUUCUCAUAGCUUUGAUAUGUAUUUGGACAAAACUAGAGUAGUUGGUUGAAUUGGUUUGGAAAAGCUCAAUGUAAGAAAAA